Molecule: messenger RNA, 10855 nt
Organism: Phacochoerus africanus (Common warthog)
Lineage: Eukaryota; Metazoa; Chordata; Mammalia; Artiodactyla; Suidae
Gene: PRDM11
Product: PR/SET domain 11
Exons: 8
Coding region: 438-3971 (1177 amino acids)
Biological process (GO): regulation of transcription by RNA polymerase II
Cellular component (GO): nucleus
Molecular function (GO): RNA polymerase II cis-regulatory region sequence-specific DNA binding; DNA-binding transcription factor activity, RNA polymerase II-specific; protein binding
Source: RefSeq, a predicted model, not a curated record
GCCGCACGGGCCGGAUCGCGCCAUCUCACACUUUCCUCGCCGGACGCCCGGCCGGGACGACCCUCGGGCUCCGGGGGCUGGGGGUGCCCGGGAGGGCCGGGGCGGGGCUGCUCGGCCCCCUCCGCGCGCCCCCUGUCCCCGCCGGCUCGGAGAAGGGGGCAGGCCGUCACGUUUCCCCACACCCCUCCCCGCUGCCGGCGGCUUUGGGGCCCCGGUGGGGAGCAGGGGGCUGAUUAGCCGAGGAGCAGGGGUGUGGCCAGCGGGGCCCCGGGUAGUGAGUCACACACGCUGCUCGCCCAGUCCCGGGGCCGAGCGCGCUUCCAGCCCGAGCUGAGCUCUGUCCUGGCCCGAAGAGUGUCCGCGGGCUUGGCAUGAGGACCCUGGGGUGCCAAGGGAGGGGCUGAAGCCCAGCUUACUGGUGGAGGCGGGCGGACAGAAUGACCGAGAACAUGAAGGAGUGCUUGGCGCAGACCAAGGCGGCCGUGGGGGAGAUGGUGACGGUGGUGAAGACAGAAGUCUGCUCACCACUCCGCGACCAGGAGUAUGGCCAGCCCUGCUCUAGGAGACCAGACCCCUCGGCCAUGGAAGUGGAGCCCAAGAAACUGAAGGGGAAGCGUGACCUCAUCAUGCCCAAAAGCUUCCAGCAAGUGGACUUCUGGUUCUGUGAGUCCUGCCAGGAGUACUUUGUGGAUGAGUGCCCGAACCAUGGCCCCCCAGUGUUUGUGUCUGACACGCCAGUGCCCGUGGGCAUCCCAGACCGGGCUGCCCUCACCAUCCCUCAGGGCAUGGAGGUGGUCAAGGAAGCCAGUGGCGAGAACGACGUGCGGUGCCUAAAUGAGGUCAUCCCCAAGGGCCACAUCUUCGGCCCCUAUGAAGGGCAGAUCUCCACCCAGGACAAAUCAGCUGGCUUCUUCUCCUGGCUGAUUGUGGACAAGAACAACCGCUACAAGUCAAUAGAUGGGUCAGAUGAGACUAAAGCCAACUGGAUGAGGUACGUGGUCAUCUCCCGGGAGGAGAGGGAGCAGAACCUGCUGGCAUUCCAGCACAGUGAGCGUAUCUACUUCCGGGCCUGCCGGGACAUCCGGCCCGGGGAGUGGCUGCGGGUCUGGUACAGCGAGGACUACAUGAAGCGCCUGCACAGCAUGUCCCAGGAAACCAUCCACCGCAACCUGGCCAGAGGAGAGAAGAGGUUGCAGAGGGAGAAGUCUGAGCAGGCUCUGGAUAACCCAGAAGACCUGAGGGGCCCCCUUCCGCUCCCCGUGUUGAGACAGGGCAAAAGUCCCUACAAGCGUGGCUUUGAUGAGGGGGACGUGCACCCUCAGGCCAAGAAGAAGAAAAUUGACCUCAUUUUCAAGGACGUGUUGGAGGCCUCCCUGGAAUCUGCAAAGGUAGAAGCCCACCAGCUGGCUCUGAGCACCUCGCUGGUCAUCAGGAAGGUCCCCAAGUACCAGGACGACGGCUACAGUCAGUGUGCAAUGACCGUGUCGCAUGGCGUGCAGAAUGUCAGCCGGACCCAGGGGGAAGGGGACUGGAAGAUCCCCCAGGGGGCUCCCAAGGAGGCAGGCCCCUUGGAGGAUGAAGAAGAGGAGCCGUCGUCGUUCAAGGCCGACAGUCCCGCCGAGGCCUCCCUUGCCUCCGACCCUCACGAGCUUCCCACCACCUCUUUUUGUCCUAACUGUAUUCGCCUAAAGAAGAAGGUCCGGGAACUGCAGGCCGAACUAGACAUGCUUAAGUCUGGCACACUUCCUGAGCCCCCCACCUUGCCCGCACAGGUACUGGAGCUCCCAGAGUUCUCAGACCCCGCAGCCUCCGAGAGCCUGGUCUCCGGCCCCGCCAUCAUGGAGGACGAUGACCAGGAAGUCGAUUCGGCAGACGAAUCCGUCUCCAAUGACAUGAUGACGGCCACCGACGAGCCUUCCAAGAUGUCGUCGGCCACCGGGCGCCGAAUCCGGCGCUUCAAGCAGGAGUGGCUGAAGAAGUUCUGGUUCCUGCGGUACUCCCCGACCCUCAAUGAGAUGUGGUGCCACGUCUGCCGCCAGUACACGGUGCAGUCCUCCCGGACCUCGGCCUUCAUCAUCGGCUCCAAGCAAUUCAAGAUCCACACCAUCAAACUGCACAGCCAGAGCAACCUGCACAAGAAGUGCCUGCAGCUCUACAAGCUCCGCAUGCACCCCGAGAAGACGGAGGAGAUGUGUCGCAACAUGACACUGCUCUUCAACACCGCCUACCACCUGGCCCUGGAGGGCAGGCCCUACCUGGACUUCCGGCCCCUGGCCGAGCUGCUGCGGAAGUGUGAGCUCAAGGUGGUGGACCAGUACAUGAACGAGGGAGACUGCCAGAUCCUCAUCCAUCACAUCGCCCGGGCGCUGCGCGAGGACCUGGUGGAGCGCAUCCGCCAGUCGCCGUGCCUCAGCAUCAUCCUGGACGGGCAGAGCGACGACCUACUGGCCGACACGGUGGCCGUCUACGUCCAAUACACCAGCAGUGACGGGCCCCCGGCCACGGAGUUCCUGUCCCUGCAGGAACUGGGGUUCUCCAGCACAGAGAGCUAUCUCCAGGCGCUUGACCGGGCCUUUUCGGGCCUGGGCAUCCGGCUGCAGGAUGAGAAGCCCACCGUCGGCUUGGGCAUCGACGGGGCCAACGUCACGGCCAGCCUGCGGGCCAGCAUGUUCAUGACCAUCCGCAAGACGCUGCCCUGGCUGCUGUGCCUGCCCUUCAUGGUGCACCGGCCCCACCUGGAGAUCCUGGAUGCCAUCAGUGGGAAGGAGCUGCCCUGCCUGGAGGAGCUGGAGAACAACCUGAAGCAGCUGCUGAGUUUCUACCGCUACUCGCCACGCCUCAUGUGCGAGUUGCGGUCCACGGCCUCCACCCUCUGCGAGGAGACGGAGUUCCUGGGGGACAUCCGGGCCGUGAGGUGGAUCAUCGGGGAGCAGAACGUCCUCAAUGCGCUCAUCAAGGACUACCUGGAGGUGGUGGCCCACCUCAAGGACGUCAGCAGCCAGACCCAGCGGGCGGACGCCUCGGCCAUCGCGCUGGCCCUGCUGCAGUUCCUCAUGGACUACCAGUCCAUCAAGCUCAUCUACUUCCUCCUGGACGUGAUCGCCGUGCUCUCACGCCUGGCCUAUGUCUUCCAGGGCGAGUACCUCCUGGUGUCCCAGGUGGAUGACAAGAUCGAGGAGGCCAUCCAGGAGAUCAGCCGGCUGGCCGACUCCCCGGGGGAGUACCUGCAGGAGUUUGAAGAGAACUUCCGGGAGAGCUUCAACGGGAUCGCCAUGAAGAACCUCAGGGUGGCCGAGGCCAAGUUCCAGUCCAUCCGGGAGAAGAUCUGCCAGAAGACCCAAGUGAUCCUCGCUCAGAGGUUCGAUUCCCGCAGCCGGAUCUUCGUGAAGGCCUGCCAGGUGUUCGACCUGACUGCCUGGCCCCGGAACAGCGAGGAGCUCAUGAGCUAUGGCAAGGAGGACAUGGUUCAGAUCUUUGAUCACCUGGAAGCCAUCCCCACCUUCUCCCGCGAUGUCUGUAGGGAGGGGCUGGACCCCCGGGGGAGCCUGCUGAUGGAGUGGCGGGAACUCAAGGCCGAUUACUAUACCAAAAAUGGCUUCAAAGACCUCAUCGGCCACAUUUGCAAGUACAAGCAGAGGUUUCCGCUCUUGAACAAGAUCAUCCAGGUCCUCAAAGUCCUCCCCACGUCCACCGCUUGCUGCGAGAAAGGCCGCAACGCCCUGCAGCGAGUCCGCAAAAACCACCGCUCCCGGCUGACUCUGGAGCAGCUCAGCGACCUGUUGACCAUCGCUGUCAAUGGCCCUCCCAUUGCCAACUUUGAUGCCAAGCGAGCCCUGGACAGCUGGUUCGAGGAGAAGUCUGGCAACAGUUACGCACUGUCGGCCGAGGUCCUCAGCAGGAUGUCUGCGCUGGAGCAGAAGCCGGUGCUGCAGACCGUGGACCACGGGUCAGAGUUUUAUCCGGAUAUUUAGGGAGCUGGCGUCACAGAGUUCACUAAGCUGUUGAAUAUUUUUUUAAUCUAUACUCAUAAGCUUUGAUAUAUUAUAUAAAUAUAUAUUAUAUUAUAUUAUAUAUAUAUAUAUAUAAAAACCCACACUGAAAAAUUUUAAAAACUAAGGUGACACGUCCACCAGAAGCUACUGGGAGCUUUCAGAAAGGAAUAACGUCGGAAACUGACUCUCGUCUACAAAACUUGGCAGCUGCAACACACGUGGAAACUCCUUUUCACUCACAGAAGCAUGUGCUGGGGCCACGCGUGUUCCCACCUAACAGUCAACCAACCGCAUAAGCUAAAAUGACAGGUCUGUCACCACCUUUGGGUAGCUCGUCCCGUUGAUGUUCUCGUUCGGGGGUGGAGGGGUUUGGGUUUGGGUGUGUGUUCUCGCCUUUUCUUUUCUCGUUCGGUCUCACGAGGGGAGUCGCUUGGCCUCUUCAUUGCCACGCUGGUCCCACCAAAUCAAGAGCUCUGAUUUUGGGAUACGGUGGGCUGUGGAUCGGGGUCGGGAAGUUUGACUUUUUCCCCCCUCCCACCCGACUUCAGCCGGAGAGAUUUUUCUUCAUUUCCUGACAAGUGUUCCUUCCACGGUCUGAGAAACCAACGGGUCGGUCAGACGGUGAUACCAGCCCGCUCCCCACCUCUGUCGCCCCUCCUGUCCCUGGGCGGUUGACCCCUCCUUCCAGCCCCGGGGAUCCUGAACAUGUUACCUGUUAUACUGAAGGCAAAAUCGCCUUCUCACUGCGCUUGAAAUCCGGGGGAAGAGCGGGGGCAUGAGCACUUGGCAUUCCUGUUUUUACCUGGUGUGGGAUAACAUGAUAUAAUUCCGUUCCGAUCCAGGGCUGUGGAGAAAUGAAGAGCCAAGAAGUCCAGACCCCAGUAGGGCAGCGAUUUUUGGCUAAAAACAGGUCAAAUGAAAAGUAUGUAUUCCAUUUACAUGAAUUAUUUAUAUUCUGUCUUUAUAAUCAUAUAAUGUAUUGGGGGCUAUUUUUUUCCCUUUAAUAAUCAGAAAAUUCCUGCUAGAGUCCAGUGGCAGGAGAUGUCAAUGCAAGUUGUGCCCUGGGUUAUGCAUAACUCCGAUGAGAGUCGCUAGAGAUGGGGUCCGUCUUUUGCAAUAAGGCUGAUGACAAGGCCUGCCGCCUGGCGGGAAGGUCGUGGGAAAGUGGAUAAUGCAUCUAUGUCUGCAGACGCUUCCUUUUUUUGAACAGGGUAGAGACGUCCUAAAAGAAAGGAAUAAACAGGAGCUAAGACAGGACUCUCAAGGCAUCAGCCUACACACAGACACACACACAGACACUCAGACACACACACAUACACACACAACCGUGAUAUAAGCUUUAGAAAUAGCCACUUGCCUGCUCCCUGAGGCAAAUAGUGGUCUAAGCUAGAGGAGUCUUGAUCAAUGCUCUUUUGUUCAUUUAAUUACCAGUAUACCUCGCAAGGGAGUUUUUUUUUUUUUUUUUUUAGAUGUGCGUGAGCUGUUAAAAACUUCUGUUUGUGUUUUCACAUCUGAUGGAUGCAUAUUUGAUAUGCAGAGAUCCUGCAUCCUGGAUGCAGGUUUAUCUGGGGGGAGGGAGGAAGAUCUGCAUUGUCUGUGGUCCGUCGGGUACCAUCCCUCUCAGUGGGCGAAGGAUGGUGUGAUCUGGCCACAGGCAUGGCCCCAGUGUCCCCAACCUGCUCGGCUCAGACAUUAGAAAACUGUGGUGGCUUCCUUCCUUCUUGGUGUAUCUUGUCCCCGAGGCCUCAUGCCACCGUUGAGAACCGUAGUGGAACUGUCAUCAACACUGAACAUGUCACCUCCCCCUUCCUUGUCCUGCCAGACCUUCACCCCCCACCCCCACAGGUCCCUUCCCCCUACCCCCAUGGUCUUGGUGCUAAGAUAACUUUAGAAUCAUUGCUGCUAGUCAAUAGCUUUUCAUUAUAUAAAUAUAUUAUAUAUAUUAUAUAUUAUUUUUGAAACUUUUCUGUUUGUUUUCAACAGUGAUGUAGCAUGUUAAAAACAACAACAACAACAUAAAACCAACUGGUUUUCUCCGACUGUCCCACUGCCAGGCCUCAUAUGCUGCCUUCUUCAACAAAUCAAUGCACCCCUGCCUGGUGACCUUCACUCCCCGCCCCCCCCCCCCGCCCCCAGUUGCACAUACUUUCCCCACCAUCCUCUGAACAAGGAGCUAGCAAGAAGUAGCAAGGAAAGACCCCAAACCCUUUCUCAUGCUAGGAAAUGCCCAGCCUCGUCCACCUUUCCACUUGAAACCUCUGUCUUCUCUUCCCGCUCCUCCUCCCAUCAGGGUCAGUGACUGGUCAAGUGCAAAGCACAAGGGCCCACUUUUCCCUCCUUGACUUCCUGUCCAUCGCACACCCAAACCACCACGUCUGCAGGACCUUUCCUUGACCAUUGCACAGACUAAGAUGGGUUGAAGGUAGAGACGGCUGGCAAGGUGGGCCAGAAACAGUAGGUGAGCUUGGGAUCUUUUCCUCUAGCCAACAAUUGCCUUACGACUUCUCCAGCCCCCACCCCCACCCCCCAGCACCUCCCCACCCAGCCCGCCAGGAGAUAGGCAGUCAUCCCCUAGACCACUCAUUUGAAAACCAGCAGGAGAGGGUCACUGAUGGCUGGCUGAGCACUGUAUCAGGGCAGCAACUGUUGCCUCUCAGUUGGCCAUGGCCAAAAUUAGCUCAAAUUUUUAUCCAGAGCCGGGGGGAUGGGUGGGGGGAAUCCUUUGGGCUGGUGCCAGCAUCUACUCUGUCAUUCUGGAAAAAGCUGGGAGCUAGCCACCUGCCUCUGGACCAGAAGCAUGAGUGGCGGCUAGCAGCAUGGGGCUGCAGGCCAUCCCCUGCCAGCCAGGCUCCAGACCUCGGAGAGGGUGAGCUCUCUGGUAGGUCCUGAAGUUUGAGAAGGCACCUCUAAAACUCCAGGCACUCAUGACACUCUGAAGGCCACUUGGCCUUGACAGGGAGCAAUUGGGGUGACACACCACUGCAAUUUACACAGAGUCUUUAUGGAGGCUCCAGUGCGUCUAUCCUGUGAAUGCUGCCUGCCAUUACCCAUGAUUUCCAGCCCAGGCGCCUCUCCUCUCCUGCCUCCUUGAAAAGGAUUCUUGGGUUGAGGGGAUCCUCAGGAUCUGGCCCAGGAAACCACACGCUUGGGUAGUCCCCUCCCCCCUUUGCCAGGUAUAAAAAGCCGUGGCCAGGCAGUCCUUGCGUCGCGAAUAUGGUUCCUUCGGACAAGACAGAGCUUUUAAACUCAGCCCCUGGCUUAGAAGGGACAUCCAACUGGCUUCGAAUGAAAGGAUUAUGUCUCUGGCAUCGAGACUUGUUAUCACUGGGUUGGCUGAUGAGUGACUUUCUUUGGUUCACGGAAGGGGUGGGAAGUGAUAUCGGGCUUGUGGUCCAUGGUGCUAAGCAAAGAUAAGGCAGAGCUAGGGCGCCGCCGUAAGGCCUUAUGAUUAAAAUGGUCUGCUUUUCUUCAAUGGAAGGGAAAAAAAGACCCACUGCCAUCUCGUAUCCAUUUGUGAAGCCUGAGGACAGCUUAGCCGUGUCUGCAACUCUUGCCAUGUCAAACAUGAGAGUCUGGGCAUUUACGACACCAGAUUUUUUUUUUUUUUGGAUGGCUGUGGGUGACAUCCUCUAGUUCCGGGCAGACCCUCAUUUCCUCACCCUCCUUUGAGGAGGAGACCAGGCUUCAACUCCUGGAUCUCUGGAUGGCAGCAUUUGGUGCUGGGCCACGAAUCUAGGGCAGUAGGGGGUCUCCACCCCUGUCCAAGUGACGUGUUUCUAUGUCGAAUGGUCUAGCUGAGCCCCUCUCUCCUUGACUUGCUUGGGUUGACCCUUCGAUUCAGAGGAAGGACUUUGUCAUGAUGUAAGGUGGUGUUUAAGUAUUUGCCAUUUGUUUGGAAGUGAUACCAAGAAGGAGAAAACCAGUGCAAGCAUGUAGAAUGCUGAAAAGGACCACGGAGACACUGAAAUGGACUAGACGUGGCCCAGCCUGGGCUGUGGGCUGGGCCUCUUUUUAGCUGUUCACCUGGAGCCUCGUGGGGUCCAGAAAGUGGCUUGGGGGUGGAAAUAGAACUUGUAGCUCCCACCCCCUUUGUUUUUUCCCCCACCCCCCUGUAGGAAGAGGAAUUCUGUAUCUAGAUCUGGUUUUGGCUUCCAGUCUAGGUGGAUUUCCAAGGAGAAUUCGUGUUCUUUCUUGGUCCCUACACCAAGCAUGGCCAGAAGGCUCCGGACCUCGUACCCCCUCGCGCCUGCAAGCAGCAGGCCCAGCCAGGCCAGCCUGGCACAGCCAAAGAGGGGAGGCCAGGCCUCCUUAGGCAAGAAAGGCAUGUUUGGAGGGCAGGUGAGCCGGAGACAGUCCCAUUCCGGAUGCUGGCCUCCUGGGGAGGUGGUGCUGGGUCCUGGGUCUUAGGCUAGCUUUCUGCUCCAAUCUCCAGGAGGGAAGGAUAUGUCCAGAGACACACAGGGCUCUUGUCCUGCUCGGAGGAAGGCAUCUCUCUGCUCUCCGUUGACAAGGUGCUUUAGCUGAGUGGAUGGAGCUGUGAUAUUUUAAGAAGCCUUUGAGGUGAUCUUCUGUGUUAGCCAGAGGGAGAAAAAGUGCCCUUUGGGGAGGAAAAUGGUACGUCCCUCCUCUUCCAUCUGGCUCCCCCCCCAAUCCCUUCAAGUGGUAUCGCCCUGGAAAUACCUAUGCAAUCCAGUCUCCCCAGGAGAGUGCAUGGAAGCAGGGGUAUGUGCAGUAUAUAAAACAGAUGCUACAGCAUAUAUAUUGUAUAUAUGGACAUAUGCAGUACGUAUACACACAGAGUAAGAGAUUAAAUCACGUCUAUAUAUCUAUAAAUAAUAUCCUAUAUAUUUAUACAUUUCUAUGUUUUAAAUAGAUAUAAAAAUAGAGUCUAUAGAGAGCUGGGAGAGCAGCGGGAAAGCCUGUCGCUGUGUUGUGAGAAGAGGGAGGAGGCAGAGCCUUUGUGGAGGAGCCGGGGAGCUGAGCAGGCAGGGUUUGCUGGGAACGGGGCCUCCUACCCAGAGGGUUGGAGAGGAGAGCAGCCAGUCCCGGCCCUCUCCAUGCACUUUCUCUCCUUCCCCACAGGCUUGGUCUGAGGUCCGGAGGAGAUGCUCACCCCUUGAGCUCCCCCUCAAGUGCCCCUCUCGUCCCCGCCCCCAGCCUAUACGCUUGGGUGGUCACUGCUUGGCAGUGGGAUGUGGUCUCUGACCCCUGGUGAAGGGACCACCGCACAAUUUCCCCCCAAUAACCUCCCCUCCACAGGAAUGAGCAGCGUUGGUGGCAACAGGAAAGAUGCAGAUGGGACCCAGCGAGGUCCAGGAAAGAUGCCACCCCCUCCCCUUUAGAUGCUUUCUGCUGCCCCCUAGAGGCCAAACCUUUGCGGUACCGCCGUCCUGGCCUCCCUCGCCGACUCCAUCACUGUCUACCAGGACAGCAUGGCCCGCCAGGGCUGCCCACCAUCCAGAAGCUUUCUGGCCAGGGCAGGGGGCAUCAGCUAAUGGGGAGGGGUGAGAGAGACAUAUCCGCACACUCAUACAUUCAGUAGCAACUCCAGUUCAGAAGCAGGGCUUUGGCCCAGCCCACUUUGCACAGCUGCUGCUGCUGGCUGAACUCAGGAUAACGUUCUUCCCUCUCCUGCACGGAGGCCCAGUGACCCCGUCACCCCACCGGCACCAUAGCAGGCAAGUUUAGUUCACGUACACUGUUCUGAUUCUGUGACUCGAGGCAGAGGCUGAGCCGCAUGCCCCAAGCUCAUCCACUUCCGCUGGGGAGGGCACCUUCCUCCGCUUGUCCCUGCUCCCACCCCCAGAUGGUGGGAAUGUCUGGGGGCCAGGGGGGCACCAGUGCCACUGGCAGCAUGACGAAGGGCUCGUGCAGCCCUGACAGAAUCAGAAAUCCGUUUCACUUCCAGGUUUCUCUCGAUUGUUUCUUUCCCCGGAAGUUAGGGGAGGAGGGGCCGAUGGGGCCACAGCGGAUGGGAGGGAGAGAGAGGGCAGCUGCCUCCCCUGCUCUCUAGACCCGCCUCUGCCUCGUGGCUCUCCAGGGGUGCCCAUCGCCCAUCUCCGAGCCUCCUCUGACCUCUGUCGUACUCUCUCCUACCAUCUUACCAACGUACCUCAGUCUCCAGCAGACCCCCCAUACCUACAGUCCGGGGCGGGUCUGUUCUGCCAAUGCCCACCUCCUACCCCGUCCACGUCCACCUGGGUCUCCUUGAGCCACAGCUAGCUGCCAACCGGGUCUCCAAACACCCUCCAGUGCCUGGCUCAAGAGAGACCAGGCCCGGCCCGAGCUUCCUCUUGCCGCGGUGGACCAGACCCGUGGCCAGAGGCUCGGCACCCCCGGGUAGCAAUCCCACAAUGCACUGUACCUCAGAGAGAGCGCUUCCCACGGGGCAGCACGGGCGCCGUCCUCCGUGCCAGGAGGCCGGCCGCUCACCACACUGCUCGCAAAAGACAAGGGCCAGGCUGCCCUCGGGGCACCCUCAGUCUUCACUUUUGUCUCUCCGGAAGAGCCAGCAGUCUGAUUCCGUCUUUUUCAGCCCCGUCUCUCUCCUUCUUUCCACCCCCACGCUGCUGAACCGUUUCAUUUCAAUCACAAAGGAAAAAUAAAGUGGGGGUGGGGGAAAUACCUAGGAGUCUAUUAUCACAUACAUAUUAAUAUGUUAAUACUUUCUUUCUUAAAAAAAAAAAAAACUCUUGAUGUUAUUAUUUUGCAGACUACGCUUUAUAGUACCUGUGUGAUGGGACCUAGAACACUGGAUACAAAUAGAGCUAUGUUGGUUUAUCAUAAUAUGUACGCAGAAACUUUCCUUUUGUCAUAUUAUCCUUGUAAUGUAAGGAGAUUGUUAAUAAAAGCAUUUAAAUUUC